Ipomoea triloba (trilobed morning glory) is the source of this 1162-nucleotide messenger RNA. Its product is annotated as transmembrane emp24 domain-containing protein p24beta2. The record is from RefSeq and is a predicted model, not a curated record. The transcript is spliced from 5 exons. Bases 186 to 830 code for a protein of 214 amino acids. Gene Ontology annotation, biological process: Golgi organization; intracellular protein transport; endoplasmic reticulum to Golgi vesicle-mediated transport. NCBI's taxonomy places the organism in Eukaryota, Viridiplantae, Streptophyta, Magnoliopsida, Solanales, Convolvulaceae. Gene Ontology annotation, cellular component: COPII-coated ER to Golgi transport vesicle; Golgi apparatus; endoplasmic reticulum-Golgi intermediate compartment.
AGUGUAGAACAAUAAUUUGUGUCGGAGCAGAGUUUCACGGGCAAGUACGAGUGACUAGGACUCACGGUUUCGAUUGUAAAGACACUUGAGCUGUUUUCACAACCUUAAUUUGGUCAAAUCUCUCAGUUCCAAGGUUUCGAAUCCUCUUUCGCCGUGCGUUCGAGGAACACCUCGUUUUUCCAGAAAUGGUGGGAGUACUUUUUCCGUCGGGAGGUUGGGUGGCCGUGGCGGCGGCGGUGCUGAUUUGGAGCGCCGGAGGGGCACACGGGAUCAGAUUUGUGAUAGAUAGAGAGGAAUGCUUUUCCCACAAGGUGGCAUUGGGGGACACUGUUCAUUUUUCAUUUGUUGUGAUUAAGUCUGAUAAGUCCUGGAAUUUGGGUGAAGAUGGCGUUGAUCUUGUGGUGAAGGGACCUGUGGGCGAACAAAUUCAGGAUUUUCGUGAAAAAAUAAGUGAGAAGUCUGAGUUUGUGGCUCAUCAGGAAGGAGUUCACCGUUUCUGUUUCACUAAUAAGUCCCCGUACCAUGAGACCAUAGACUUUGAUGUACAUUCUGGUCACUUCAUGUUCCACGAUGAACACGCAAAAGAUGAACAUCUCAAGCCUUUGUUCGAACACAUUGGCAAGCUAGAAGAAGCUUUAUAUAACAUUCAGUUCGAGCAGCAUUGGUUGGAGGCUCAGACAGACCGGCAAGCUAUAGUGAAUGAAGGGAUGAGCAAAAGGGCAAUUCACAAAGCUUUGUACGAGUCUGCAGCUCUUAUUGGCGCUAGUUUUUUACAAGUUUUUCUCCUAAAGCGGUUGUUUGACCGGAAGCUUGGGCAGUCGAGAGUCUAAUCUUUUGGCAUGGAGAUUCAAGUUAUCGGUGCCCAUAGCGGAUGAAGAAAAUUCAGGUUUAAGCAACUUGUUCUUGAUACUAAGGAAUCGAUUAGGCAGUUGGAUGCUGAUGAUGUUUGGCAAAAAGAACAAAAAUGAUAACAUUUUCUUAUUCCUUGCUUAUGAACCUUUAACCUUUUGUGGCUCUGCCUAUUAACAAAAUUUCCCAUGUUGCACAUCCUUGUUUUUGCACCAUUCGGUCCAUACGUUGGUGCAGACUAAUUACGAGAUCUGUAAUAGAUAAACCCAAGUUGAGUAUGUUUAUGCAUUGGAAUAUUGCCAUCUGUGUUUCA